Molecule: messenger RNA, 411 nt
Organism: Tilletiopsis washingtonensis
Lineage: Eukaryota; Fungi; Basidiomycota; Exobasidiomycetes; Entylomatales
Exons: 3
Coding region: 1-411 (136 amino acids)
Biological process (GO): mitochondrial respiratory chain complex IV assembly
Cellular component (GO): mitochondrial inner membrane
Source: RefSeq, a predicted model, not a curated record
AUGUCCGGGCAGCGCCCCUCCGUCGGCCCGCCGCGCUCGACGCACGCCACGUACCACCCCGACGGCUACGGCGUGUCCGAGGGCCUCAAGCGCGCGCGGCGCCCGUUCCUGCUGCGCAACGCCGUCACGGGCGGCGCGAUCCUCGGCUUCGUCGUGGGCGUCUACUACUACUCCAUCUCCAAGGUCCAGCAGGACGAGUUCGCAGACGAGGCGCCGCGUGCGUCCGGCGUCGGUGCAGGCGGCGCAGCGGGCGCCGGCGGCUCGAGCGUGAGCCUGCGCCCGGCACCAAGUGCGAACACGCCGUCGCCAAUCGCGGCACAGGCGACGCACUUCGGCAAGGCCGACGCGCCCAUCACGGCAGAGGAGGAGCGGCGCGCCGCCAUCCUGCGCGCGCAGGGCAGGCUGGUGUGA